Molecule: messenger RNA, 1452 nt
Organism: Menidia menidia (Atlantic silverside)
Lineage: Eukaryota; Metazoa; Chordata; Actinopteri; Atheriniformes; Atherinopsidae
Source: the annotation of a GenBank genome assembly
AUGGAGCCGCAGCAGUGUCGUGGGUUGUGUAGCCUCAGCCCACCGCAGCCCACUGACGCAGGAGCCAGAGUCUCCUCCGGAGAGCCCGCUAUGCGUUUGUCCAUCGCUUUGACCACCGGCAGCCCCGUGGAGCUCUCCGUCCCCCGCGGAGAGACCGCGGAGGGUCUGCGGACGCGCAUCUCCCAAAAGCUCCGGCUGCAGACUGACAGGAUCGUGCUCCUGCACAAAGACAGGCGAGUUGUGUCCCCGACUGCGUCCACUUUCUCUCUCCCACUUGCGUGGAUGCAACGUUACAGGCACCUGACGGCGGGGAAACUUUUUGAGCAGGGAGUUUCUGAUGGCAGCCAACUGACGCUGGUGCCCGUGGUUGAAGCUGGUUUAGCUUGCUCGUCUACCAGAGAGAGGACGAUGUUGGAGAUGCUGGAGAGUUUGACAGAAGCCCAAAUGAAUGACUUCCUGUCGGGGCGCUCUCCUCUGACCCUCAACACGAGGACUGGUGCCCACAUGAUGUAUGUGCAGCUCCAGCUGUCCGCACAGGAUGUGAAGGAGCUGCAGCAGAGCCGGGACUCUAAGUCUCAGAGCAGUUACCAGCUUCAAACGGGUCUGCAGACGCCCGGCGGCGUGGACCGGUCCCACCCUGCGCCCGCACGCUCCUCCACGGGAUCCUCUACCUCACAGACCACCUCCUCUGCGUCCUACAUCCAGUGCACUGCUCACAGACCCAAAACCUCCCAAAACUCAUCCAGCCAUGUCCCCCCCGCGAGCUGCCUCAACCCCUCAGCUCCGCCCCAUUCAAACCCCGCUCACAGACCUCCAUCACCCUCGGGUUUACCACACUGCGACGGUCCAUCCCAAGCGGCCGCAGCGAUCUGCUCGUCCAGACCCUCGGGCUCCAGCCCGCGGCCCUCCAGUCCAGCCGCAGCGUCCACCUUCCCAGAGGCUGGCCGUGCUACCGCAGAGAGAGAUGUUGCUGCAGGGCCGGCAAAGCAGCCAGGAGCAGUCAUUGAAAGUUUUGUGAAUCACUCGCCUGGUGUCUUCUCAGGGACCUUUUCUGGGACCCUUGCCCCUUGUAUGCAGAGUGGCAUUCGUCGACGUGGCAUCGCCAUCAUCCUGCAAAUCCUGAAUGACCUCCUCAGAGCUGCAUCCCACCACCAGAGGGCUCCAAACCCUCUCCCGGGCUGCCCUCCUGCCUCAGAGCCUCCAGCUAGCCAAAUGACUGCAGAGGAACCCUGCAGAGCAAGAAGCAGACCCCUGCUAACCCAGAGGACAGAGCACAGUGGUGAUGAGCAUCAUGUGCUGAACACAUCCACAGAAGAAAACAAAACACUCCACGCUAAGCUAGAGCACCUCCAGGAUCUGAUGCAUCAGCGGCGCCUCCGCAGACGGAUCCGCAGGAGUUCAAACCUCCACCACACCACCCGUCCAAACCGGCAUCGUCACCAUCGCUCAUAG